UUGACAGAAGAAAAAUCCAGGCAUCUGCGAGCGACGUGAGACGGAGCUCAAUAUCCAAUAUUCUGAGAAAAUAUUCAAGAAAUUGUGAUUAUCUCGAGCUACUGUAGAUGAAACCUGGAGUUAAAUAAGAUUUAUAUUGAAGAAGCUAACCAGGGGUUGCCGUUUGGAAAGCAGUGACAUUUUCAUUCGUGGAAAUUGAAUUAGUAUGAGUUUUCGAGUGCAGUAACGUUAUUUGUAAGCAGACAGAGUGUGGAGAGGAGUGAAUUCAAGCAACAGUAGAGCUGGAAUGUCCUGAGUCGGUCCCCUGGCCCAGAGAAGAACUCCCAGCAGCAGCCAGCGCUGAUGGGACCUGCUUCUCCACUAUGAGCCUUCAAGAUGGUGGCUGCGGCUAUGCUAGGGCCAACGCUAAUGCCAGUGUGGUGGCUAACGCGGCUAGCGGCAGCAUGCGGCGGCGCCUGGAGGACCAGGAGUUCACCCUGCGCGUCUACCCGGGCGCCCUGGCCGAGGGCACCAUCUACUGCCCCGUGGGCGCCCGCAAGAGCACCACGGCUGCCGAGGCCAUCGAGCGCCUGCUGGAGCGCCUGCGUCUGGACCGCACCAAAUGCUACGUGCUAGCCGAGGUGAAGGAGUUCGGUGGGGAGGAGUGGAUCCUCAACCCCAGCGACUACCCUGUCCAGCGGAUGAUGCUGUGGCCCCGCAACGCCCUGGAGAACCGCUGCGGCCUGGGCAGUGGCGAGGACUACCGCUUUCUGCUCCGAGAGAAGAACCUGGACGGUUCCAUCCAUUAUGGAGGGAGUCUCCAGAUGUGGCUGCGAGUGACCGAGGAGCGCCGCCGCAUGGUGGAACGGGGUUUUCUGCCCCAGCCCGCAGGGGGCGAGCACCCGUCCGACCUGUGCUCUCUCCCUGAGCUGACGGAGCGCGCCCUGCUGGAGAGCCUGCGCGCACGCUUCCGCCAGGAGAGGAUCUACACCUACGUAGGCUCCAUCCUCAUCGUCAUUAACCCCUUCCAGUUCCUCCCCAUCUAUAACCCCAAGUAUGUCAAGAUGUAUGACAACCACGCUCUGGGAGAACUGGAGCCGCACAUCUACGCGGUGGCGGACGUGGCCUACCACGCCAUGCUGCAGCGGCGGAGGAACCAGUGCAUCGUCAUCUCCGGCGAGAGCGGCUCGGGGAAGACCCAGAGCACCAACUUCCUGAUUCAUCACCUCACCGCCCUCAGCCAGAAGGGAUUUGCCAGUGGGGUGGAGCAGAUCAUCUUGGGGGCGGGGCCUGUGUUAGAGGCAUUUGGGAACGCCAAGACGGCUCACAAUGACAACUCCAGCCGCUUUGGCAAGUUCAUCCAGGUCAACUACAUGGAGAGUGGCACCGUCCGAGGAGCGUAUGUGGAGAAGUACCUUCUGGAGAAGUCACGUCUGGUCUACCAGGAGCACAAUGAAAGGAACUACCAUGUAUUCUACUACCUGUUGGCUGGAGCCAGUGAGGAGGAGAGGAAGGCCUUCCACCUGCUCAAACCUGAGGAAUACCACUACCUCAACCAGAUUACAAAGAAAUCCCCCAGACUCCACUGGGAAAAUGACAAUGAGAUCGAGCUGCAGGACUGCUUCACAGUGGAAGGGGAGGACCUGAAGCACGACUUUGAGAGACUGCAGCUGGCCAUGGACAUGGUGGGGUUCCUGCCUGCCACACGCAAACAGAUCUUCUCCCUGCUGUCUGCUAUCCUCCACCUGGGCAACAUCCGCUACAAGAAGAAGACCUACAGAGACGACUCCAUAGACAUCUGUAACCCAGAGGUGCUGCCCACCAUCUCAGAUCUGCUCCAGGUGAAGGAGGAGAUGCUGUUCGAGGCUCUGACCACCAGGAAGACGGUGACGGUGGGAGAGAGGCUGAUCGUUCCGUACAAACUGGCAGAGGCUGGUACCGUGCGGGACUCCAUGGCCAAAUCCCUGUACAGCGCCCUGUUUGACUGGAUCGUGUUCAGGACCAACCAUGCUCUGCUCAACAACAAGGACCUGGAGCACAGUGCCAAGAUUCUUUCAAUUGGAGUGCUGGACAUCUUUGGCUUUGAAGACUACGAGAACAACAGCUUUGAGCAGUUCUGCAUCAACUUGGCCAACGAGAGGCUCCAUCAUUACUUCAACCAGCACCUCUUCAAGCUAGAACAGGAGGAGUAUAGGGCCGAGGGCAUCAGCUGGCACAACAUCGACUACAUAGACAACACGGGCUGCAUCAACCUUAUCAGUAAGAAGCCCACCGCGCUGCUCCACCUGCUGGAUGAAGAGAGCAGUUUCCCCCAGGCCUCUAACCAGACCCUGCUGGACAAGUUCAAGCGGCAGCACGAGGGGAACAGCUACAUCGAGUUCCCCGCCGUCAUGGAGCCCGUCUUCAUUAUCUGCCACUACGCCGGCAAGGUCAAGUACGGGGUCAAGGACUUCAGGGAGAAGAACACUGAUCACAUGCGUCCGGACAUCGUGGCCCUGUUGAAGAGCAGUAAGAACGCCUUCAUCUGUGGCCUGAUGGGCAUCGACCCGGUGGCCACCUUCCGCUGGGCCGUCCUCAGAGCCUACUUCAGGGCCAUGGUGGCCUUCAGGGAGGCUGGGAAGAGACACACCGACAAGAAGACUGGGAAUGAUGCUGCUGUACCGUGUGUCGUCAAGAGGGUGGACAGCUUCAGCUUCCUCCACCACCCUGUGCACCAGAGGAGCCUGGAGAUCCUGCAGAGAUGCAAAGAUGAGAAAUACAGUAUCACUCGAAAGAAUCCCCGGACCCCCUUGUCAGACCUCCAUGGCAGCAACACACUGAAGGAGAAGGCUUCCAGGGAUGGUUAUGGUGUGGGCUGUAACGGGCGUAGCUCCAGAAAGGGUUGUCUGUCCUCCUCAGGCUCAGAGUUUGAUGACGGCAUCUUCUUCAACUCCACUAGCAGCAAGCUGCUGGAGAGGGCACAGGGCAUCCUCAUGCGGAACAAAAACUACAAGUCCAAGCCCAGCCUGCCGAAGCACCUGUUGGACGUGAAGUCUCUGAGGUACCUGAGCAGUGUGACCCUCCACGACCGCAUCACCAAGUCCCUCCUCCUCCUGCACAAGAAGAAGAAAACACCCAGCAUCAGCGCCCAGUUCCAGGCCUCUCUGAACAAGCUGAUGGAGACCCUGGGCCAGUCGGAGCCCUACUUUGUCAAGUGUAUCCGCUCCAAUGCAGAGAAGCUCCCCCUGCGUUUCAACGAUGCCCUGGUACUCAGGCAGCUGAGGUACACAGGCAUGCUGGAGACCGUCCGCAUCCGCCAAUCAGGAUACGCCAUCAAAUACACCUUCCAGGACUUUGUGCGUCACUUUCGUGUACUCUUACCAGACAUUACUAGACCAACCAAGUCUGGCAUCAGGGAGUUCUUUCGUCAAGUUCAUCUAGCACCCGCUGGGUAUCAAGUUGGCAACACAAUGGUGUUCCUGCGGGAGGCGGAGCGACAGCGGCUGCAGGCCCUGCUCCACACGGAGGUGUUGGGACGCAUCGUCACGCUGCAGCGCCGCUUCCGAGCCCGGCUGGAGAGGAAACACUUCAUCAACAUGAGACAGGCCGCUGAUGUCAUCCAGCGGUGGUGGCGGGGCUGCCUGCUCAGACAGGAGGAGGCUGCAGUGGACCCAGCCGUCCAGGAAGAGGAAGCAGGGGUCCCAGCCAUACAGGAGCAGGCUGCAGAGGACCCAACAAUCCAGGAGGCAGCAGUGGACCCAGCCGUCCAGGAGCAGGCUGCAGUGGACCCAGCCGUCCAGGAAGAGGAAGCAGUGGACCCAGCCAUCCAGGAGCAGGUUGCAGUGGACCCAGCCGUCCAGGAAGAGGAAGCAGAGGACCCAACAAUCCAGGAGCAGGCUGCAGUGGACCCAGCCAUCCAGGAAGAGGAAGCAGUGGACCCAGCCAUCCAGGAAGAGGAAGCAGUGGACCCAGCCAUCCAGGAGCAGGUUGCAGUGGACCCAGCCGUCCAGGAGGAGGCAGCAGAGGACCCAACAAUCCAGGAGGAGGCAGCAGUGGACCCAGCCGUCCAGGAAGAGGAAGCAGGGGAUCCAGCCAUCCAGGAGCAGGCUGCAGGGGACCCAGCCGUCCAGGAAGAGGAAGCAGUGGACCCAGCUGUCCAGGAGCAGGCUGCAGUGGACCCAGCCAUCCAGGAGGGGGCAGCAGUGUGCCUGCAGGCAUCGUGGAGGUGCUACAGGCAGUGCAGGCGGUUCCUGCAGUGGAGGGACUCUGCCCUGAUAAUACAGAGGCGCUGGAGAAACUGCUGGCAGCACAGGGCUCUGGCGGCCAUUACGGUGCAAACAGCCUGGCGGGCCUACAGAGAGAGAGCCCACUACUGUAGGACACGUGGUGCAGUUAUGCUGCUACAGGCAGCGUGCAGGGGCUACAUGGCACGCCUAAGGUUCACAGAACUAAAAGAGCAGAGUCAGCAUAAAAGGCAGUUGCUCAAUGGACCAUGUAGCCCCACCACAGAAGAAGAGGAGGCAGAGAGGACCAUGGGCCCGGAUACGGACACCUCGGAGGACCAUGUCCUCGAGAUCACACGCGAUCAGGACAUCCAAAAUGUCUCCACAGUCUGGCCUACUGAAGACUCUAAGGAGGAGGUGGAUGGAGAGAGUGAGAGAAGACCGAAUAUAGAGUCAGAAAACAAACAGAGUGUAGAGCCCAGCAGCCACAAGACACGGGCCAAGAGACAGAGCCGGCGUAUGAGGGAGCUGGAGCAGACCCAGUUCAGCCUGGAGCUACUCAAGGUGCGGACCCACAGAAAGGGAGGGACUCUGCCAGAAGAGGAAACCCAUGUACCCCUGUGUCCGGACAGCAUCCCCUGUCCCCUGGACGACAACCAACACCACCGGCCCUCCUCCCCCCACCGUGGCUCUCCUGAUGAGCUGCUUGACACCUCCAUAGACGUGGAGGCGGGAGGGCCUGGUUACCCCGGUUGCCAUGUUAACCAGUCAGCGCCGCGCCGGACUUCUUCCCAAGAGGAUUUAGUCAGACCAGGGUCUCCCGUUCACACCCCCCCAGAGUCCCAGUCCCAGUCCCAGCCACAGCACCCAAAGGUGGUAAAAGAGAAUGAUCUAAGCCCCAGGACGGAGGAGCUACCGCCCAUGCUACCACCCCCUAUCAAGGAAGUGGUGGUGGAGGCUACACAAGCUACCUUCUUCAUCCCUUCUAAGGACCAAAGCAGUGAGCCCAAGCCUAAGCAAGAGAGCCCCAACAAGCCUGUGAAGGAGAGGAGAGAGUCCGCAUCUCGACGGCCCAUGGUGGUUGUCAUCAGUAUGCAGAAGGAGACCCUGCUGGACGAAGGGGAGCUGCGGGCAGUGAAAGCCCAGGAGAGUGCACUCCAGACGGGUGUAACCGCCGCAACAUCCUCCCCUACACCCAUCGCCGGCCUGGAAGUAUCAGAGAAGGCCCAGCCGCCCAGGACUGUUACCAAGCCUCCGAGAGACUUAGCUGGGAUCGACAUGUCUAGUUUGGUGCCAUCCUCCAACUCCAGCCAUGGCCUUUGUCCUUCCGAGGUAGAUAUCCAGAUAGUUCUGGAGCCCAAGGCCCCCGCCGGUGAAGUCAUACCCAGCCAGCAGGAGAGGUGCAGGCCAGCGCAGGACAACUGGGUCUCCACCAACAGUAUCCUGGAGAGCAGGGAAGCAGCCCUGGCACCACAGAAGAAGACCCCGACCAAGACCAUCAUUGUCAAUAUGGCUGAGAAGCCCCCCACCAACACCACGUUCUCCCCCCGACGCAAGUCUGAUAUGGACCUGGUGAACCAUGAGCGGUCGUUGGCCUCUGCCUCUAGAGCCACCACUGGACAGACAGCCAGAGAGGCUGCUCACAAGGAAGAACAGAAUAAGAUCCACAAGACUGUGUCUUCAGGGGACCUGGGCAAGGUAGCAGUGCUUAGGAAGACAUCCAGUCAGGAUGGAAGCGGAGUGCGAGGGAAGAUACGGUUCUGGGGCAAGGCCAAGCACGCAGAGAAGAAGCUGUCUAGAGACAAGCAGCAGGCCAGCAGGACUGAGUCCACACAGGGAGACAGCGUUGACAAGACAGACGGAACAACGUCCCACCCCCACAGUCCCGACCUGAUGGGGACCAGGGGACAGGAGAACAGGGAACCCUCUUCCAAAGUGAGACGGAGGCGCAGCUUCAAGAUCAGCAGCGGGGCCCUGGAGCCCGCCCAGUGGGGGAACGAUGCACUGCACAUCCUCACCAGCACCCACGACUACAGGAGCAUGAACGACUUCCUCAUGAAGAAGAUCAGUGACCUGGACUCUGAGGACUGUCAGAAGGACACCUUGGUGGACGUGGUCUUCAAGAAAGCUUUGAAGGAGUUCCGCCUCAACAUCUUCAACUCCUACUCCACCGCCCUGGCUAUGGAUGAUGGGAAGAGUGUCCGCUAUAAGGACUUGUACGUCCUGUUUGAACACAUCCUGGAGAAGACCAUGCGUCUGGAGCAGAGAGACUGGAGCGAGUCGCCCGUCAAGGUCUGGGUCAACACCUUCAAGGUCUUCCUGGAUGAGUUCAUGACCGAGUACAAGCCCGUGGACGGCACCAUCGUCAAGGUCCCCAAACCAGAACGUAAGAAGAGGAGGAAAAAAGAAGCUGACAUUGUUGAGGAGCACAAUGGCCACAUCUUCAAGUCAACCCAGUACAGCAUCCCCACCUACUGCGAGUACUGCUCCUCUCUCAUCUGGAUGAUGGACCGGGCCUGCGUCUGCAAACUGUGUCGGUACGCCUGCCAUAGAAAGUGCUGCUCCAGGAUGUCCACCAAAUGUAGCAAAAAGUACGACCUGGAGCUGUCGUCCAGGCAGUUUGGCGUGGAGGUGUCUCGUCUGACCAGCGAGGAGAGGACAGUGCCCCUGGUGGUGGAGAAGCUCAUCAACUACAUCGAGAUGCACGGCCUCUACACCGAGGGCAUCUUCAGGAAGUCUGGCUCCACCAAUAAGAUCAAGGAGCUGCGGCAGGGGCUGGACACAGAUGUGAGCAGCAUGAACCUGGACGACUACAACAUCCACGUCAUCGCCAGCGUGCUCAAACAGUGGCUCCGUGACCUGCCCAACCCUCUGAUGACCUUUGAACUCUACGAGGAGUUCCUCCGAGCAAUGGGCCAGCCAGACAAGAAGGAGGUGAUCUGUGGGGUGUACUCUGUGAUUGACCUGCUCAGCAGAACCCACCUGAGCACCCUGGAGCGCCUCAUCUUCCACCUGGUCAGGAUCGCCCUACAGGAGGACACCAACCGUAUGUCGACCAAUGCCCUGGCCAUCGUGUUUGCCCCCUGCAUCCUCCGCUGCCCCGACACCAUAGACCCCCUGCGGAGUGUCCAGGACAUCGGCAAGACCACCGCGUGUGUGGAGCUGAUCAUCGGAGAACAGAUGAAUAAGUACAGGGCCAGACUGAAGGACAUCAACAGUCUGGAGUUUGCUGAGAACAAGGCCAAGAGCAGACUGACACACAUCAGGAAGUCAAUGGGCAAAGGUCGUCUACGGAGGGGUAGCAGCCACCACACGCCCUCCCCGCCUCUCAGCCCCAGAGUGCUCCCGGUGGUGGACGGGGAGAGUGCAGAGGAGGGGAGGGCAGAGCCGGGGCUGACAGAACAGCAGCAGGCCACCUUGCAGCAGGAGGAGAGGGUCCUCACGGAGCAGAUUGAGAGCCUGCAGAGAGAGAAGGAGGAGUUGACGUACGAGAUGUUGAUCUUGGAGCCGCGAGCAUCUGAUGAUGAGACUCUGGAGUCGGAGGCCUCGAUAGGAACAUCAGACAGCUCUGAGAAACUCAACGUGGACCCUGAAGGAGCUGCCUCCAACCCCUCUGGCACCUACCACUCCCGGAAGUCUGAAGCCAAUAGCCGCCGCUGCCUCCGGAGACAACCCGACUCGGUCGACUCCAUCUUGUCCACUGCCGCCUCCUCGCUCUCCUCCUCCCCCAACUACCGCUUCCGGUCCUCCUCCUCCGGCCCCCUACUCUCCUCCUGCUCCUUGGGCCUUGGAGCCCCCUUAGUGGAGUCCGAGGGGGACCCGAGGGGCACUGUGGGGGUGAAGAGUCGCCACCGCAUCCGGCUGAGUAGGAGCUCGCCGCGCGAAGCCCCCGAGGGCCACAGGAGGGAGUCGGACUUCAGCUCACUGCCCCAACAGCUGGUUCUGUAUGGCAGUAACGAGUUUAUGGUGUGAGGGAGAGUUGCGGGGAGACAAGACGUCUGAACCGCCUUCUAUCCCCCGAUAGUGUGGGGGGAGGGAGGGAGGGAGGAAGGGCUCCACCUCUAUCCUCCUUCCCUGUGCCAGGAGGAACGCCGUCGUCCCACGAUGCAGUUGGGCGCCAUCCUCUCGGCCGGAGAGAGCUGAGAGUGAAGUGAAAGGUGAUGGAGAAAGAAAAGGAUAGAAAGAGAGAUGGAAUGAUGAAUAGAUGAAAGAAGUAGAAAGCCUCAGAACUGAGAUGGAGGACUGGCAAGAGGCUGUAAUGGAAUAAAAGAGUGACUGAAAGCGAGAAAGAGAGUGAGCAAAGGAUGAGGGUGGCCGUCUUGACUCACCUGACCUUUGAACUUUGACCUCCAAGCCCCUUGACCCCUGCUGGAGCCUCGGGGGCACAGGGGGGCUAGAGAUAAGAAAAGAGAGAAGCCAGUAGACAGCGUCCUCUUUUGAACGGAGGUCUACGGUGGCUUGAGCCAGAGUCACUGACUGACAGAGGACUAUCGGCCAUUUUGAUCCCAACCAAUCAGCUACUUUCACGUCCGCUUUCAAGUUUACACAAUACAGCCUGUCCAUGAGGCCGCAUGCUCCUUCAUUACAAUUGUUUCCUAUGCCAGUUAAAGAGACUGUGUUAUAAAUAUGUAUAAUGUGACCUAAUUAUUAUGUUAUUAAAAUAUAUAAAUGGAAGGAACUCCAGUGCUGCUGGGGUCAUCCAAUGUAUAUAAUAACCAUCUCUUGUCUGGAGUCUUUUGCAAAGGGAAGUGAGAUUCAGGUUAUGGUUUAGUUUUUCAUUUGUUUGUUUGUGUUUUGUUGAUUUUAACAUUGCAAAAUGUUUUAAAGCGUUUUCUGUCGUAUACCCUAAUGAACAUGACCAAGUGUUCCGUUGGUGCCACUCCUUCUCUUGUGAAAUAAUACAAUUCAACAACAAGAGACUGACAUCAUUCCAUUCAGUCACUUAAGUUAUGAUCAUCACGACACUGUUGCCAUUGUUGUUGAUACGGCGACUCUGGUGUUCAAUGUUUAUCAGAUAUAAUGUAUUGUUAUGCCUUUUCCAUCUUUGGUCUGUGUUCCCCCACAAUCCUAAGUUGAUGUUACAAUGAUCCUACAUUUGUUCUGAAACAUCCAUGUUAAGAGUAACCAAGAGUAACCAAAUCAGGGCUUGAACAUUCUUUUGUGCGUUAUUAUUGUUGCUGUUGUUAUAGUUACCAUUGACGCUAUUGUCAUUUGUAUCGCCUAUUUGUAUCGCCUAUCUCAACCAAGAGGUGUGUGUGUGUGUGUGUGUGUGUGUGUGUGUGUGUGGUUGGGUCUCCUACGCACACAUACGGUCCUCUGCCAUGUAUAUGUCCCAUACAUCCUUUGUGCCAGCCAGAUCCUUCACCUCUGACCCUUCCUAGGUGUUUACAUUGGUUCAAAUAUGAGUGAACCUUUCCAUCCAUUUACUCUGAGCUCAAUGUGUAUUUAAACGCCUCACAUAGAAAAGGCCAUCAGUUUCAACCGUCCAGUGUGUUUAAACAGACAACGACUAUCUCUGGUACUCUGAAAAAUACUUCUAUACUCUCUCCGUCACUCUCUACACCGUGCAAUAUCCUGUGUGUCCUCUAGGGAGUCUGUAUGUUCUCACCAGUGCUUAACCUGGGGUUAAAUCAGUAUUCUAUUAUCUUGCCGUUACUGUACUGUACUUGCCAUCCCAUGCUUUACAACAAGUACACAUUUGAAACAACAUAAUCACGGUCUUGUCAUGGGCAAGGGGUAGGACUUAAAUGCAGAAUAGUCAUCAUAAUGAAUAAGGAAUAUCAUGUUGCCUAUGUUUUUGUCACAAGCUUGCCUCUUCUUAAAUGUGCCAUCCGGAUUGCCCACUCUGUCCGAAACAGGUAGACUGGACUUGCUGCUUGUGGUCUACUAUUAGGGUGGAGCAGCGGAAAUUUCCGAAUCAUGGUGGUGUUUUAGGGAGAGGCACCUUAACCAUUCACAACCAAACUGUUUAGUAUCAGACUGAAGAAAACAUCCUGAAACAGGGAGGGACUACCUGAACUGACUACCAACCGCUUGUUUUUGUUUCUACGUUGCCAAGCAUUUUGCUACGGUGUGCCUUAAUGAAUUCGACCCUGGUUAUCAGAAACUCAGAAGUUCAGUUUGAGAGAGGUGCACUGGGGGUUGUUGAGCAGCAUGGGAGAAAAAUAACUAUUCCUACUGGUCAAAUACCCACAAGCUAAACUAAGACGGUAUUUGUACACCCUGUAAGGCUACUAUUGGCCAAUGGUGUCCUGCUAAAGUGAAUGUACCUAUCACUGGAAGGCAAUUCUCUGCUUUCUCUUGUCGUUUUCUUGUGUUUUAUAUACAGUAUGUAUGUUGUAUUUAUGAUCAUGCUUAUGAGUGUACAUUGUGUAAAUGCCUGUUAUAAAAAAUAUUGUCCUGUGUAUGACUCCUUAUAUAAUAUUAAUCAUGUUCAGUUGUUUUUACAGGCUAAAAAAAAAAGACUCAUGUUUGUGCUACAGAAAAAAAUCCUACUUUAGCAAUUGUAUCUCUUUUUUGUGUGUGCUACUCUGGACACAUUUGUUUGUAUAUAAGGGGCAGUUUGUGUAAUAUUUCUUCGUUUUUAAGAUACAAAUAUAUGUCUAUGAUUGUUAACUAAAAUCAUGGGCUUAUUAAAAAAAGCGAAACUGGAGCCAAACUGGUGUGGAUUGUGUCAAUAAAUUGUUGUCCUACAAAAUGA
Molecule: messenger RNA, 10881 nt
Organism: Coregonus clupeaformis (lake whitefish)
Lineage: Eukaryota; Metazoa; Chordata; Actinopteri; Salmoniformes; Salmonidae
Product: unconventional myosin-IXAa
Exons: 42
Coding region: 363-8153 (2596 amino acids)
Biological process (GO): intracellular signal transduction
Cellular component (GO): myosin complex
Molecular function (GO): microfilament motor activity; protein binding; GTPase activator activity
Source: RefSeq, a predicted model, not a curated record